Molecule: messenger RNA, 2574 nt
Organism: Tuber aestivum (summer truffle)
Lineage: Eukaryota; Fungi; Ascomycota; Pezizomycetes; Pezizales; Tuberaceae
Source: the annotation of a GenBank genome assembly
AUGUCACUAACGGCUACUAGAAAGACACAAGCUGCACUCGAAUACGUUCACCAGCACGCGGAUACGCGCAGUGUGUUUUGGGUGCGCGGAAACAACUUUCUAAAAUUCAGCGAGGAUUUCAGGAGCAUCCUCCCCUACGCGAAAAUUCCCCAUAGGGUCGCCGCAAGCGAGGAAAAGGAGUUGCUGAAGACCGUGAGGCAUUGGUUCGAGAGUCCAGCCAGCGGAGACUGGGUCUUGGUUAUCGAUGACGCCGAAAAUGAGGCAGACUACAACAGCGAGAGCGGUCCGAUAUCCGAGCUCCUACCUCAAGGACCAAAAGGAACCGUUAUAUUCACCACAAGAUCUCGUCGAGUGGCCGAGCAACAGGGUUGCGAAACCAUUGAAAUUGGGAAAAUGAGAGACGAGGAUGCCCGAGCGCUGCUUUUGGCCCGUCUCGAGAACCCGAAAAAUUUAAGUGAAGCCGACCAAAAAGCUCUGACACUCAUACUCUGCUCACUUGACCACCUUCCACUGGCACUUGUGGGUGCUGCCUCUCUGAUGAGAGAGGAAAGUAUGUCACCGUCGGAGUAUUGGGAUAAAUUCAAAGAAAUAGGUGAACAGAGGAAGCCACUUCCCCCAAAAUUUCAUUGUAUACGAAAAGAGGUGGGCAUGACAGAGAGCAUUAUGAACGCAUACUUUCUCACUUUCGACCAACUGGAGAGGCGGAUGUCCUUCGCUGCCGAUAUCCUUCGACUAUCUGCUUUUCUCGAUCACAAACAAAUUCCGGAAAAGCUCUUAGAGCGAUCCAACCGAGACAGGGAGCAGAGCGGAGGUUCCCUUGAUGGCGCUAUCGGCAAAUUGGUCCGGCUUUCCUUAGUUAUCAGUCGAAAAGACGGGACCGGCCGACCUGUUUAUGAGCUUCACAGACUGGUGCAACACUCGAUCCGAGAGUAUCUCUCAGAGGAGGAAGCGUCCGAGUGGAAGGAGAAGGCCCUGGAGGUCAUUUGGCGGCUAUUUCCUCACUGCAAGCACGAGUUCCUCCAAGAAUGUGCCGACUAUCUUCCCCACGCGCUAGCUGUCACGGAAAACUCGACAAGUCCAAUGGCGGAGGAGGUUUGCUUUCGCAUGGCACUAUACCUCAAGGAGGCUGCUCACCACGACACUGCUGAGGCACAAAUCCGGCGGUGCAUAAAACUUCGCGAAGAGAGUAGUGGGGCUUCGAUUUGGUGGAGCUUACGUCGCUUUUUCCGGUACAUUUUUUCACCUCUACGGACCACCAAGUAUGGUGCGGAAUAUUGGUCGAGGAUCGCUCUCUUAGCUUCAAUCCUUCUUGAGUUGGGGUACGCCGAGGAGGCGGAAGCGGAAUAUCGGCGUGCAGUGAGGGGGAGGGCAAAGGCACUGGGUACGAACCAUCCUGAUACCUUGAGCAGUAUAAACGGGUUGGCCGUGGCGCUCCACUUUCAGGGAAGAUAUCAGGAGGCGGAGAAACUAUAUCGAUCCGCAUUGGCAGGCAGGGAGAAUGUUCUCAAACAUGGCCACCGGGAUAUUCUAGAGAGUGUCGCUUUUCUCGGGGAGGUGCUGGAAUUCCAGGAAAAACACGAGGAGGCGGAGGUAAUGUGCCGGCGUGCACUAGAAGGUCGUGAACGGGUGCUUGGGCCGUAUCAUCCCGAUACCCUAGAGGCAGUCUUUCAUCUAGCUUCGGCAUUGCAGGGUCAGGGAAAGCACGAUGAAGCAGAGGUGCUAUGUCGGCGAGUACUUGAAGCGUUUGAGAAGGCUCUAUGGCAAGACGACUGGCGUACUCUAUUGAUCAUGCACAAGGUGGCGGAAGCACUGCAAGAAGGAAGGAGGGUGACUCUUGCUGAGGCGGAAGCAUUGAACCGCCGUAUACAUGAACGAUGUGAGAGGGCACUAGGCGCAGAGCACCAACUCACCCGGGCGAGCAUGAAUAACCUAGCCGGAUCGCUACGCGACCAGGGGAAAUACCACGAAGCAGCGGUCACCACUCGGAUCGCGAUGGAGAUCCUUGAGGACAGUGAAGGACCGGAUCACCCGGAUAUACCAAUGAUUUUGUACAAUCUUACACAAAUGCUUCAGGACGAGGGAAAAUACGACGAAGCGGAAGUGAGUAGUCGGCGGAUAGUCAAAUUCUAUGAGGAAAUGCUAGGCCCAGAUCAUCCGGGCACUCUGGUCAGCCACAGUAUCCUCGCUGGAGUCCUCCGCGACCAGAAGAGGUACAACGAAGCGGAGGAAAUGCUCCGGGAUGCACUGAAAAUCAUGGAGAUGGCCCUAGGCCCCGAGGAUCCGGAUACACUAGAAGCCAUUGACAGCCUGGCUUUUGUCCUGCAGCAGGAAGGGCGAUAUAAUGAGGCGGAGAACUUGCAUCUGCGAGCCUUGGAAGGUCGGGAGAAGGUCCUGGGAGAAGGCGCCAUCGAUACUCUCACGAGCCUAUGGCGCCUAGCCGGGCUCUACGAAAAGUGCGGGCAGGCUGCUGACGCUGAUAGUGCAUACCGGCGCGUGUACACGGGAUUGUGUGGGGCUCUGGGAGAACAGCACUCGACUUCAAGGAAGUGUCUAGACGAAUACAAAGCAUUUCAA